AUGCCUUUUGAGCCUUACACGCGUCUUCACACGCUAGCUGGCUCCCAUGUAUCUGGCGUCAACGUUUUAGCAUUUUCCUCUUGCGGGCGUUAUCUUGCGAGUGGAUCUAACGACAAGUCCAUCAUCAUUUGGGACCCCAUUUCGGGCAAAAGUUUGCAAAGAAUUUUUGUCAAAGAUGAAGUCUCGUCUUUGAUAUGGCACCCUCGAAAUUGCGCAUUGUACUUCGGCUGCCAGGACGGCACCCUCAUUGUCGUUGAGAACUUCUCGCCCAAAGAAGAGAACACUGGAUGUGAGGUAUUAACAGGAAUAACAGCUUCUGUUGACGCUCUCGACGUCGAUGCCGAGUCCAAUUAUCUUGCGAUAGGUGUAGGGUCGGAGGUCCAGGUGUCAAAGAAGAUCACAGAGUAUACCUACGCGACCUUCGUCAUUAUGCCUUCUCCGCCGAAGCUCGUUUUAGAAAAAGAGGGCGACGACGAAAGGAUACGCCCGCGAUCGGUUCACUUGCUGCCUGGUGGCUCACAGCUCAUUGUGUCCUAUUUAAAUCACGGUAUCGUGUACGCCUGCACCUUCCAUCGCAUAAUCAGACUGUUGGGACGUGUUGACAAGAGAGAAGCUGGAAAGGAGGUCCGCUGCUGCAGAACACGGAAGCAGGCGAUUGGUGUCCCACGACAGUCCAGGGCCUACAGUCGGCAACAGCUGUCCGCGUUCUUGUUCCAGCACCCCACGCAACGACGGUUACGCAUCUUUGCCAUCAAGCGAAAUUCCCUACCAGAACGCAAUUGGCCUGAAACGGCGUUGCAACUUGCUUCGGCUGCAAAUGUUCUCAAUGCCGACAGUUUCAUUGACACCUUCACCCCUGUGUUGCACAUGUGGAAUUCAUCGAACACGGAAGACAAAUUGCCGCACAAGAAACCUCGCAUCGGCUUGCUGUUUAUCGACUUUCUGGCAGACAAGGGCCCACCAACAGCUACCAAGCAGCUCGUUACCACUCUGUGGACGUGA
Molecule: messenger RNA, 1002 nt
Organism: Laccaria bicolor S238N-H82
Lineage: Eukaryota; Fungi; Basidiomycota; Agaricomycetes; Agaricales; Hydnangiaceae
Exons: 8
Coding region: 1-1002 (333 amino acids)
Molecular function (GO): protein binding
Source: RefSeq, a predicted model, not a curated record